Eurypyga helias (sunbittern) is the source of this 721-nucleotide messenger RNA. Its product is annotated as glycosaminoglycan xylosylkinase-like. The transcript is spliced from 2 exons. The record is from RefSeq and is a predicted model, not a curated record. Gene Ontology annotation, molecular function: phosphotransferase activity, alcohol group as acceptor. Gene Ontology annotation, cellular component: Golgi apparatus. NCBI's taxonomy places the organism in Eukaryota, Metazoa, Chordata, Aves, Eurypygiformes, Eurypygidae. Bases 146 to 721 code for a protein of 191 amino acids. Gene Ontology annotation, biological process: protein phosphorylation.
GGGUCCCCGAACAUGCUGCAGUGGCCAUACCGCUUUGGCAGCACAAGUUAUGAAUGAAGUUCAUUAACUAACACCCCCUUCCUCACCCUGAUCUCCGACAGACUUCCUGGAAGAAGGGGUCAGGGGAGAAGGGUUGACGGUCACCAUGAAGCUGAAGCAGCGCGUUGUGCUCUUGGCCAUCCUCCUGGUCAUCUUCAUUUUCACAAAAGUUUUCCUCAUCGACAACCUGGACACGUCGGCUGCCAACCGGGAGGACCAGCGCGCCUUUCACCGGAUGAUGGCGAGCCUCCGCGUGGAGCUGGACCCCCGACUUGACCACACGCUGCAGUCCCCCUGGGAGAUCGCAGCCCAGUGGGUGGUGCCCCGGGAGGUGUAUCCCGAGGAGACGCCCGAGCUGGGGGCCGUUAUGCACGCCAUGACAACGAAGAAAAUAAUAAAAGCUGAUGUGGGAUACAAAGGGACCCAACUGAAAGCUUUGCUAAUACUUGAAGGAGGACAGAAGGUCGUCUUCAAACCCAAGAGAUAUGCCAGGGAUUAUGUAGUGGAAGGAGAACCGUACGCCGGCUACGACAGACACAAUGCCGAAGUGGCAGCCUUUCACUUGGAUAGGUAUGGAAUUAGUGGGUUGCCUGGCUUUAUUGUCUCUGAUAAAUGCUGCUUCGGAGUUGGGGGGAAAAGGGAGUUCCUUGACGAAUACACCCCAGAUGGGAGCUAUUUCUGA